AUGCUCGCGACCAUUGUUUUCGCGCUUGCUCUGAGCAAAGCAUGCCUCGCGCAUGGCGACCACGGAGAUCACGGCCAGAAGCCCAUUGUUGACGAGAAUGCGAGCUGGAUGGCGAAGCACAUGGCCGAGGAACACCACGCCGACGACUUCGACGCGGGCUCCUUCUUCGUCCUGCACGACUACAACAGCGAUGGGCAGUGGGAGCCCGAGGAGAUUUUGAGGACAUAUGGUCUCUUUGACGAGUCAAACAAACAAGUCACGGAGGAUCGCAAGAAGGAAAUCGUCCGCGAGGUGCUGCGGCUGGCCGACAACAACAAGGACGGCGUCAUUAGCAAGGAUGAGUUUGAGAUCUUCAUGAUUGAGGGCGGCACGCUUCCAGACUUUGGUACGGGGCCUGGGCACCAUGGCGAUGACGAAUAUGAAUACGAGAUCCACCACUGGGAGCUCUAUCACGACGAGAACACCAAGCUGGAGGACCUGACACACCCAGAGGACAUCGAGCACUUCAAAAAGCACGAGGAGAUGGAGGACGAGCAGGACAGGAUCGAGGAGCUUAAGCACCGGCAGAUCGUUGAAGAGAACAUUCCCAACAAGUUCAGGAGAUCGAGCUGA
Diaporthe citri is the source of this 612-nucleotide messenger RNA. RefSeq lists its product as uncharacterized. NCBI's taxonomy places the organism in Eukaryota, Fungi, Ascomycota, Sordariomycetes, Diaporthales, Diaporthaceae. Gene Ontology annotation, cellular component: endoplasmic reticulum-Golgi intermediate compartment; extracellular exosome. The coding region runs from base 1 to 612 and encodes 203 amino acids. Gene Ontology annotation, molecular function: calcium ion binding. The record is from RefSeq and is a predicted model, not a curated record. The transcript has 2 exons.